Molecule: messenger RNA, 989 nt
Organism: Salmo salar (Atlantic salmon)
Lineage: Eukaryota; Metazoa; Chordata; Actinopteri; Salmoniformes; Salmonidae
Source: RefSeq, a predicted model, not a curated record
GAUGAUGUAAACGUGGUAUAUAUAGAGAGUAGAAACCUGCAGUCUCUCAAUUCAUCUAGAUCUCUGCCAGUCCACCACCAUGUACCUGUACCUCCUCAUCCUCCUCCAACUCCUUUCCUCUACUGGAUCCUCUGAGAGUGGUAUUGUGGGUGGUAAAAUAGCUAAACCCCACUCUAGGCCCUAUAUGGUCUCUCUGCAACACAGAGGACACCAUGUUUGUGGAGGAAUGCUCAUCUGGGAGGACGUUGUCCUGACUUCAGCACACUGCUUAAGGAAUGCUUAUCCUUUAAUGUUGUUGUUUGGAGCCCAUGACUUCAAGAAGAGUUGUCAAAAUAUUCAGGUGUCACAUUAUCAUCGGCAUCCCUUACAUGAGAAUAUAACGCAGAUCAGUUAUGACAUCAUGCUACUGAAGUUAAAGACCACAGCUCGUCUAACCGAGUAUGUGACGGUCAUUGGACUCCCAAAGGAGGAUGAACAUAUCCCAGCAUCCCCCAAAUGCUCUGUUGCUGGUUGGGGCAAGACUAACUCAAACAACAAACAGGGUUCAGACGUUUUGAUGGAAGUGGCAGUGACGUUGGAGGAUAACUCUGAAUGCAAGAGCGUGUGGCAGAAUUACUUUGACAUAAAACAAAUGAUGUGCACUCGUACUACCGGAGGGAAAGGAUUUUGUCAGGGAGAUUCAGGGGGACCUCUUAUUUGUAACAACAAAGCACAGGGUAUCGUUGCUUUUAAUUAUGCUGAGAGAUGUGAUGAUUCCAGAUAUCCUCAUGUGUACAUGGAAAUCCCUUUCUUUAUGCCCUGGAUUAAAGAGGUGUUGCAUGGAUAUGGUGCCAACAUGUCUUUAAACAAGCAGGAAUAAAGGACCAGGAAGUACAUUGAUGCUAGUGUAUUAACAUAAUGGUAUCUAUUCCUGCAUAGAUACACUGCUCAUCAUGCCCUGGAUAGAGGACAAGUUUCUUAUUUUUAUCAUUUUGUUUCCAUUUAAAACA